Messenger RNA from Crotalus tigris (Tiger rattlesnake), 3167 nucleotides. RefSeq names its product chloride intracellular channel 4 (gene CLIC4). Bases 259 to 1029 code for a protein of 256 amino acids. The transcript is spliced from 6 exons. NCBI's taxonomy places the organism in Eukaryota, Metazoa, Chordata, Lepidosauria, Squamata, Viperidae. The record is from RefSeq and is a predicted model, not a curated record.
GCAUCUUUCCAAUUUUUUUAAUUCUCGACAUUUCCUCCGAGUCCCGCCUCUUCUUAGGGCCCCGCCCCUUUAGUAUAAAUAGUCGGCGUCUUGAAAGCGUCCCGUCAGUCGCGCUUGCGGGGCUGGUGAGGUGCGGCAAGGCGGGAGAGAGGAAGAGCGAGCGCGCGCCUCUGUUUCUCUUCCCCCCCCCCCAUCAUCUCAAGUGAGGGAGCCGAGCCAAGGCUGGUGAGGGGCGGCGUUCCUGUGCGGGUGGUCGGCAUGGCGCUCUCGGUGCCGGUCAACGGCAUGAAGGAGGUGGGCGGCGGCAGCGGCAAGGAGCCCCUCAUAGAACUCUUCGUCAAGGCUGGCAGUGACGGCGAAAGCAUAGGCAACUGCCCCUUCUCUCAGAGGCUCUUCAUGAUACUCUGGCUCAAAGGAGUGGUAUUCAGCGUCACAACGGUUGACUUGAAAAGGAAGCCUGCAGACCUUCAGAACCUGGCUCCCGGAACACACCCGCCUUUCAUCACCUAUAAUAACGAAGUGAAAACUGAUGUGAACAAGAUUGAAGAGUUCCUUGAAGAAGUUCUUUGCCCACCCAAGUAUGUAAAGCUUUCAGUAAAACACCCAGAAUCCAACACUGCUGGGAUGGACAUCUUUGCUAAAUUUUCAGCGUUCAUCAAGAAUUCCAGACCUGAAGCCAAUGAAGCCUUAGAGAGGGGUCUUUUGAAGACUCUGCAGAAGCUGGAUGAGUACUUACUUAGCCCCCUCCCCGAUGAGAUUGACGAGAACAGCAUGGAGGACAUCCCUGUCUCUACACGCAAAUUCCUGGAUGGGAAUGAGAUGACGCUGGCAGACUGCAACCUGUUACCCAAGCUACAUAUCGUCAAAAUUGUGGCCAAAAAGUACCGCAACUUUGAUAUUCCCAAGUCUAUGACGGGCAUCUGGAGAUACCUGAAGAACGCCUAUAGCCGCGAUGAAUUCACCAACACCUGUCCUGGAGACAAAGAGAUUGAAAUCGCCUACAGCGACGUAGCUAAAAGACUCACUUAAAAAAAAAAAAGCAGUGUUUCACGUGUAUAAGGAAAAGCUUUUUUUAACAGACUGCUCUCUCUCUCUCUCUCUUUUUUUUUUUUUUUGGUCUUUUAAGAUAGCCAUUUACUUUGCAUGUAUCUUGCAGUUAAUUCAAGUGCUACACUGGGCAAACCAGGUACUGUCUCAUUUGUCUUUCUCUCUUUUGUUAAAUGCAAAUUUAUAUUACACGGCUUACUUGUUUUGCCUCCUUAAAAAGGGCAACUGCAGCCAUUAAUAGGACUGUGUAUAGCCAUUCUGGAAUCUGCCCCCCCUCCUCUUCCCAAAGUUAAGUGGUCUAGGAUUUUCUAUCCUAGUAAAUAGGUUCUGGAUUCAGAUUAGUACCAGAGCCGGUUCAUAUGGACAAAAGAACCAAGUAAUCAAGCUUUCUCCUGGAGUUCCCCCAGCAGAGGUGUAUACAUAAUGGAACACUAUUUCCACGUUAAACCCACACACAUAUGUACACCGUCUUAAUGGGGAAGCUGGUCCUGUCUGCCCGUUUCUAAAGGAGCAUUUUAUGUGCAGGGACUUACAACUCCCCACCCAUAGCUGUGGUGAUCCUGUCUAGGGAAGGCUUGAUGCCUUGAUCAUAUAUAUUAUCUUCAUAAACUCUCCUUUGGAUCUCAGAUUGAACCGGGGUUUCUUAAGUUGGUUUAAGGGGAUGGGCAUCAUAUUGUAUUUGGAAAAGAAGCUUAAUUUUCUUUUUUUAAAAAGCUAUACUGUUGGUCUGCCUGCACCAAAAGCUCUUCUAAAUUUGCUUGCAGAACUCUUGGGCAAAUUUUGGGUUAAGAUUAGGGCUAGUACAUUUGUCCAUCAGCUUGACAACAUUUUGGAACAAGGUCGAACACCAGGGUUGAUGCCUACUCAAAGUGGGUCUGGUGAGGAGGAGGAAGGUGAAUGGGAAAUACAUGUUCACCAUAUACAUUCUCACACAAGUCCAGUGUUUUGUUUUGAUUCCGGAUCAGUUGUUUCUCAAACAUGGCAACUUUUAAGAUGGGUGAACUUCAACUCCCAGCAUUCUGGGAGUUGAAGUCUACCUGUCUUAAAAGUUGCCAAGUUUGAAAAACUCUGCUCUGGAUGAUCAGCUUAGAAUCUGUUAGUCUUCUUUAGAAGCUUGGUAUCACUAUGAAUAAUGAAACAAAUUCCCAAGCUUUACUAGCAAGUGAUUUCUUUUUAGGGCAAUUAGGAACUUGUCAGAAUGCAGAAUUCAUUUCUUAAGUAACAGUCAAAGCUAGGCUGACUAGAAGUACAUAGGGGUGUCCAUAGGAAGGGUGAUCAGAAAAAUCAAGAUGGCGGCCACAAACAAGCCUGAUUCAAACCACCCCCUUUUAUAAAUGUAUUCUGAUGCAGAUUGAUUGAUUGUGGUAGCUAUCUUGAUUCCCUUGAACAGAUUCCCUUAUGCAGAUCUCCACAAAAAUACAGUAGCUUAAUGGCUGAGGUGCAUCCUUCAUGCUUUGCUAAGGUCAGAAUCUUGCUAAGUUCUACUGUUUUUAAUUUUCAGGCAAGUGUUCUUUAAAAAAAAUCAGUUAAUUUGCCUUAACAAAACAACCUGCAUAGUUCCCUUACUGUGAUUCUUCCUGUGAAGCAAGCCAAGUGCCUUUUCCCGCCCUUUUAUUAUGGUCUUACAUUGGGAUUUAUCUGUCUCCUACCUCUGUAUAUUUUUUUUCAUAAAUGCUAUUAAGUUUCAUUAUAAGAUUAAAAAUAUAGGAAAAAAAGUUAGAAAAAUAAGAGAAAGAAAGAUAAGAGAGCAACUCCUUACCUCUUUACCUGAUCCAUAAUUUUUCAUGCUGCAAUCACAAUAUAUAAAAAGGUCAGUUGUGUUUUUUCCACUUAUAACAGCAUCAAGGAAUCAUGCUGUAAUUUAAUUUCAAAAGACCAAAAAAGCCCAAUAAAUUUGAUUUUCUUCCAUGUAAAAGGCCAGUGCUUGAGGCACGGAAUGACUUUUCCGUUUUCUUUAAAUGCUAUGAAUAAGACGCUCCAAAACAGUCUUGCUUAUGUGGGAUUCAUUUUUUUAAAAAAUUGGUAAUUUUUACAUUGAUGUGUGUAUCUUUUUCCUUGAAAUGCAAAUUAUCUUAUUGUUUGCAAGGGAGUAUCCUUCAUUUUAAACUUUUGCUGACCAA